Messenger RNA from Penicillium waksmanii, 1284 nucleotides. RefSeq names its product Gfo/Idh/MocA family oxidoreductase. Lineage: Eukaryota; Fungi; Ascomycota; Eurotiomycetes; Eurotiales; Aspergillaceae. The coding region runs from base 1 to 1284 and encodes 427 amino acids. The transcript has a single exon. The record is from RefSeq and is a predicted model, not a curated record. Gene Ontology annotation, molecular function: nucleotide binding.
AUGGCUCCUACCAAGUAUGCCGUGGUCGGCACUGGAGGCCGAGCAGCGUUCUUCUAUAAUGCUAUUGUCAAAGAUUUCAAGCAAACCGCAACCCUUGUGGCAUUUUGCGAUAGCAACCAGACUCGAAUGAAUGUUGCGAAUAGUCGAGUACAAGAGCUCGGAUCUGAGGCUCUACCAACUUACAAGGCCACGGAGUUUGACCGCAUGAUCGAAGAAACCAAGCCAGAUUCCGUGAUAGUGACAACUAUCGACCGGACACAUCACUGGUAUAUCAUCCGGGCAAUGGAGUUAGGCUGCAACGUCCUCAGCGAAAAGCCCAUGACAGUGGACGAAAAUAAAUGUCAGGAAAUUCUUGAUGCAGUGAAAGCCACCAAACAGCAGCUACGUGUCACAUUCAACUAUCGAUACGCACCCCAUAAUACCAAAAUUCGCGAACUGCUGCUAAAUGGCUCUAUUGGUCAAGUCACUUCAGUUCAUUUUGAAUGGAUGCUUAAUACUCGACAUGGCGCUGACUAUUUUCGCCGUUGGCACCGGGACAAACGCAAUAGUGGAGGGUUGCUCGUGCAUAAAUCAACCCACCACUUUGACUUGGUUAACUUCUGGCUUGGAAGUCAGCCCAAAACGGUUUUUGCCCAGGGAGACUUGAAAUUUUAUGGCAAGGAGAAUGCCGAGCUACGAGGCGAGACGAACUUUUAUUCUCGCGCCCAUGGCAGCUCUGUCGCUGUUGAUGACCCUUUUGCGCUUCAGAUGAAAGACCACCCACAGUUGAAAGAAAUGUAUCUCGAUGCAGAGCAUGAAGAUGGAUAUUAUCGCGACCAAAGUGUAUUCGGCGACGGGAUCAACAUCGAAGACACAAUGGGUGUGUUGGUGAGCUACAAGUCCGGGGCCAUCCUAACCUACAGCCUGGUCGCAUAUUGCCCAUGGGAGGGCUUCCGGGUCUCUUUUAAUGGAACUCGAGGUCGCCUUGAGAUGGACGUUCUCGAGCAGUCUUACGUCAAUUCUGGCGGUGAUCAAAGCAAAGAGGGAGCCGUGGCCCAUACGAAAAUUACAUUACAUCCCAUGUUUGCUCCACCAACUGUAAUACCCAUUAUCGAGGGAGAGGGAGGUCACGGUGGCGGAGAUCCAAAACUUCUCAAUGAUCUAUUUGGAACUCCGGCGCCAGACAAUUUCAAUCGCGCCGCUUCUCAUGUUGAUGGGGCUAUGUCAAUUUUAACGGGGAUUGCCGCUAACAAGGCUAUCCGAACCGGGCAGGUGGUGCAAGUGAAAGAUCUUGUGAAGUUCUGA